Messenger RNA from Dichotomopilus funicola, 576 nucleotides. RefSeq lists its product as uncharacterized. Gene Ontology annotation, cellular component: cytosol; membrane; intracellular membrane-bounded organelle. The transcript has 4 exons. The record is from RefSeq and is a predicted model, not a curated record. Lineage: Eukaryota; Fungi; Ascomycota; Sordariomycetes; Sordariales; Chaetomiaceae. Gene Ontology annotation, molecular function: calcium ion binding. Bases 1 to 576 code for a protein of 191 amino acids.
AUGGGCAAUUUACAGUCGAAGAAGUUGCCAGAGGACCAGCUAAAAGAGCUGCAGAAGUCGACCAAUUUUGACAAGAAGGAGUUGCAACAAUGGUAUAGGGGCUUCCUCAAAGACUGCCCCUCGGGGAUGCUUACCAAGACCGAGUUCCAAAAGAUCUACGCCCAGUUCUUCCCCUUUGGCGACCCGUCAACGUUUGCAGACUUCGUUUUCAAUGUCUUCGACACAGACAAAUCGGGCACCAUUGAGUUUAAGGAGUUCAUCUGCGCCCUGAGCGUGACCAGCCGCGGAAAUAUGGAGGACAAGCUGGACUGGGCCUUCAAGCUCUACGACAUUGAUGGCGACGGCAAGAUCACAUAUAAGGAGAUGCUUGAGAUUGUCGCAGCCAUCUACAAGAUGGUCGGCUCAAUGGUCAAUCUCCCCGAGGACGAGGACACGCCAGAGAAGCGUGUGAAGAAGAUCUUCCGCAUGAUGGAUAAGGACGACAACGGCAGCCUCGACAUCAACGAGUUCAAGGAGGGCAGCCAGCGGGACGCCACCAUCGUCACCGCCCUCUCACUGUAUGACGGACUUGUGUGA